Messenger RNA from Entrophospora candida, 1719 nucleotides. The record is from the annotation of a GenBank genome assembly. Lineage: Eukaryota; Fungi; Glomeromycota; Glomeromycetes; Entrophosporales; Entrophosporaceae.
AUGUUAGUUGAAACAUCAAAGCUUUUGAAUUCUAUAAUUAUUAAUUAUACAUUAAACGAAAAUACAAUUGAAAAAUUUAUUCCAUUUAUUCUUGAGACAAUUUCACAGUAUCAACUUUUAAAAAGUGAUGAUAACGUUGAUAAAGAAAAGACGCUGAUACUAAAUAAGUGGUGUUUACGUGUAAAUUCUUUAUUAAAUUCCAAAGUGAUUGGUGCGAGAUGGGCCGGAAUUUGCUUUGUUAAAUUAUCGAUUGAGCAAUCUGAAGCUUUAUUUGUUCAAAAUCUACAAACAUGGCUCACGAAACUUUUGAAUUUUCUUAAGAGCAAAGAACCAAAUUUUGUAAUAAUAGAUGUCAUUGAUGCAAUUUAUAAGUUGAUUGAGAAAACAAUUAAUAAAUCAGAACUACAAAAAGAAAUUACUUUCACAUAUUUACCUAAAGUCAAUUCAAUUUUAUUAAAUUUAUCAGAAAAUAAACAAUUAUUGCCAAACAUUUUGUAUUUUUUAUCAUUUUCAGCCAAAGGAUUUCCAACAAUUUUCAAACCAUUUUUAGAAAAUACUCAAAAAUUAUGCUUGAAUAAUUUAUUAAAUGAUGAUAAUGGCUAUGAAUCUUUAAUUGUCAAGUCUUCAAUUAGUUGUUUAUCAAAUACAAUGAAUUCCAAUAUAAAGUAUAAUUAUUUAAGCGAAGAGCAACAAAUAUUUGAAAUGUCAACUAUUUCUGAUGAUUAUAUUACUAAAUUUCCAAUAUUAUUUUCAAGAUUUCAAUGUUUAUCUGAAUAUUUGAUAUCAAUAUUAAGUGUGCCAACAUUGUUUUCCAUUCAUAUUCCAAUAAAUCAAAUUCUUGAUUUGAUCUGCAGAACCUUUAAUAAUAAUAAUGAGUUAAUUGUUAAUAAUAAAGAUAAAAAUGAAUAUUUAACUUUAAUCUUGGGAAUAAACUCUCUAUAUUUUCACUCAAUCAAAAUUUUGUCAGCUUUAAUUCUUGGUUGUGAAGAAUAUUUAUUAAGAAAUCUAAAAUUAAUAUCAACUAUAAUAAUAAAAGCUUUGAAUCAAUCAAAAAAUCAAUGGUUACUUAAAAAUUCUGUUUAUAAUUUAUUAUCAAUAUGUAUACAGAAAUAUGGGAUUGGAUUUGUUAAUACAGUGACAAAAUCAAAUUCAUCAACUCUAUUGUUUGAUUAUAUUGGAAACAAGAAAAAAAAACAGGAUAACAAUGAUCAUGAUUUUAAUCAAUUGUAUGACAUCAACAAAAAUAACUUUUCUACUGUUCAACAGAAUAUUGAUUUGCAGAUUUCUGCAUUAAAUGUAUUGAAAAUAUUAUUAACAACUUGUGGCAAUUUGGCACCUGUGAAUUAUCGAGUUACAAUUGAUAACAUUUUAAUAUAUAGAAUUAUUGCUGAUAUUAAUCAAUUAGAAAAAUCUAAUAAUAAUAUAGGAGAAAAUAAUCUCACACUAAAAUUAUAUGAAUGUUUAUUAGCUUCAAUAAUAUCACCUUCACAAUUUCAAUCAACAAUACUCCCACAAGCAAUAAAUCUAUUCAAUUCUGGAUUAAAUUUAAAAUCAUAUCAGAGUCUUAAUAAGAGACCACACUCAAUAGAUGAUGAUUUUGAAAUAAAUCAAGAUGAGAAUGCACAAGUUUUUAAAUCUCAAAGAAUGAGUGAAAAUAUUAAUGAUGAUGAUGAUUUUGAAAUGCCAGAAAUCAUUCUUGAAGGCCCAGAUUCAGACUAA